AUGAAUAAUUCAGUGAUUAGAAUUGUUGAUAUACCUGAAGAAAUGUUACUCGCUAUUUUCAGAAAGCUCAAUAAUAUUGAUAUUCUAUAUUCACUCGUGGGUGUGAAUCAAAAACUUGAUAAAGUAGCCUGCGAUAUUAAUUUUACUCGAACUAUUGACCUAACAAUGUCAUCAUCAGAUGAAGCGGAGUAUUCAGGAACUAAUACAAUACUUGAUCGAUUUUGUAUGCACAUAUUACCUCGAAUUUAUCAAAACAUCGAGUAUCUUAUAAUUCAAGGAUGCUUUUCCCAACGCGUUCUUCAUGCUAGCAUUUAUCCUAACCUACGCAAGCUCACUCUCAUCAACCUUGAACUCAAAAUGGCUUCUCAUAUGUUUAACGGAAAAUCGCCAUUUAUUCAGAUCUUUAAACGCCAAAUUUCAGACCUAGUCGUAACGAUUAAUAACAAAAUUUCGAAUAAACCAAAGAAGAAACUUGCAAUUGGAGUUUAUUUUAAUAUAUUUGGCUUGAUAGAAAAUCUGAAAUAUUUGGAUUUCAAUGUAAAUAACAAUUAUCCUUUCCCACGACCAUUGCUAAGUAGUUUAUCUUCUACUACAUGUUUUUUGCCAAAAAUUGCUCAUCUAUGCAUUAAAAUGCACAAUUUUAACGAUUGUCGUUGGCUGCUUGAUGGCCGACUGUGUCAAUUACAUACAUGCAUUGUCGACGUUGAUUAUAUUCGUAAAUCCUCAAUGAUCAUAAAUAAUACGAACACUCGGCUUAAACUGAAAUCUUUUUCGUUAUACGUACGCCAUCCAACAGUGGAAUUCGAUAAUCAAGUUGUGCCGCUCCUUCGUCGAAUGGUACGUAUGGAAACGCUAACAUUAUCUCUUUCUGUUGUACGCCGAGCUUCAUUUCUUGAUGGUACUUAUCUAGCUGAUUCGAUAAUCAAUCAUAUGUCUCGCCUGCAUACAUUUGUUUUCGACAUUGUUACUCGUGGUACCAUGACUAAUGCAGAAAUUCAACCAUCUGCUGAUGAUAUUCGACGGACGUUCGUACAAAUUGGAAUUCAUGUUGAUUGCUAUAUGGAAUAUGAUUCACAUGGAAUAAGUCGAUGUCAUGUUUAUUCGCUUCCGUUCACCAUGACACAUAUACAUAUUAUAACGUAUAAUUUUCCAGGUGGUAUGUUCAUCAAUGUCCGCGUAUUACGUAUAAUCGACUUUGUUCAUUCUUUCGAUCAGGCAUUUUUUGCUCGAAUUUCGCACGCCUUUCCAUUACUCAGCCAUCUAUCACUAACAAUUACAGGAGAAUUAAAAGAGAAACCAUCACGUCAGCUGAAAAAUGUUGAAGAAACACGCUCAAUUGUUGAGUACCCUCGUCUCAGUGAACUUACCUUUUUUGGCGCACAUAUCGACUAUGUGGAACAAUUUCUUUGCAACUUAUAUACGCAUCUACCCUGUCUUAGCAAACUUUUUGUUGAAUAUCAACAUUUGAAUAUUGUGACAGAAAAUUUCACAAGAAAUGCAACGCGUAUGAACUGUGCAAAACUGAAGUAUAUUACUUUUGACCCUGAAAUAAAAAUGGUACAUUCAAAAAACUUUUCUCUCUAUUUUCCUUCAUUGUAAAUAAUGUUUUUCUUGAGUGUAGUUAUUAGAUUUCGGUAAUAUUUCAAUAAAGUUGAAUGAAAAUAUCUGUUUAAAAAAAAUAUUCAUAUAACUAUACCAGUUUAGUUUUUCUUGAGAGUUACAGCAGAAUGUUUUAAUGUUUGUAAGAUCUUGAAAUCGACUAUUGUUUUCUUUUAACAGCCUUUAAAAGUAAAGAACAAAGAAGAUUGACAUGUAAAAUAAAUUGUUAAUAUGGAGAAAAUGAUGAUAUUCACUUUUCUUCAGCAUGAUUAAAUUCUUGUAAACUAAGAAGCAAUUUUUUCUCUUCUUGUUUUAUUUUA
Messenger RNA from Rotaria socialis, 1919 nucleotides. NCBI's taxonomy places the organism in Eukaryota, Metazoa, Rotifera, Eurotatoria, Philodinida, Philodinidae. The record is from the annotation of a GenBank genome assembly.